This is a messenger RNA of Galleria mellonella (greater wax moth), 3724 nucleotides long. It is a transcript of the gene tsl, whose product is annotated as torso-like protein. The record is from RefSeq and is a predicted model, not a curated record. The coding region runs from base 446 to 1468 and encodes 340 amino acids. The transcript has 7 exons. NCBI's taxonomy places the organism in Eukaryota, Metazoa, Arthropoda, Insecta, Lepidoptera, Pyralidae.
AAAUGAAGUAAACACAAAACGUGUUACGGACUACGGUGUGGGGUGUACCUUACUUAGUCAUUUGCUUUGAGUGCUCGCUUAUGGUGCGCUCAGUUGGUUGCCUCUAAAAAUAUCUCCGAACUCCGUAUACGUAAAAACUACUUCAGUUUUCAAUGACACUAAGCAUGUAACAGCUUUAUAUGUGACAAUACAUUUUUUUAAAGACAAGUGUUUAAAGCAAUUCUAUUACAACUUUGAGUACUUUGAGAUUAACUUUACAUUGUUUAUUCAAAGUUUAUUUUGUUGUGAAUUCGCGGUAUUCCUGUCGUGUGUCGCUAUUGUUUGUGAAUGUAUAUGCAAUUGAUGGUAUAGCUUUGCAAGGAUGUUGUUAUAACCAUCCUUGUGUUUCUAGGAAAACUAUUUCAUAUUUCAUGGGAUUAAACAACCGAUUUCCAGUGUCUGUGUGAUGGUGCGGGUGCACACAGUGCUGCUGGUGGUAGCACUGUGCCACGUCGCCACCACACUCGACUCGGAGCUCGGCGUCGGCAAGGCGAUUAACAUAUUUAUGAGAUAUGGUUACCUCAGUAUUUGCAUGCGAGUGGUGCCCCGCAACGAUACAGAGGGCUGGGUGUUCAGGGAGCCCACCGUUAGCGUCUUUCGCAACGUGGAUAAGUUCUUUGUGGAGCAGAAGCCGCGCCAAGCGAAGACCAUCUUCGACGGUGACUUCCAUAUGGAGUUCUGCGAUAACCUGAAGCAACUACUUCAGGCAUACUUCAGGGAUUUCACGUUUGAAAGGUUAGAGCGUCCAUGGCGAGCAUUCACGGCGGGCUGGCCCACAGACAUCAUGGCGCGGAACUUGGGCAUCAACUCGUCCUUCAUCAACGGUGACCACAGUUACGUGCUCGUCAGGGUCUCCAGAUUCCGUGAAAAAGCCAAGCUGAGCGAUCUUCCGUCUACUAUAGAUGUGGAAGAUGUUGUCUUUGACGCGAUUAAAGAUUCGCCUAUAGGCGACACCGUGUCCAUCGCAGACUUCAUUAGGAAAUACGGAUCUCACUAUAUUGCCUCGUAUGUGACGGGUAAUUCUUUGUAUCAGGUGUUUGUGUUCUCUAGAACCGCAUACUCUAUGAUCAAAGAGAGACUAAAAAGCAAAGGCGUUGCUGAUAUAACUGCCAAGGAGUUGGAAGGAUAUUUUUCACCUUGGCACGCUAAACAUAUCGGCCAAAUAAAGGUCGCCAGCGGCAACAAAACAGUAGAGAACUGGGCAAUGAAGCGUUUAAAAGUCCAUUACUACAUCUUCUCGUACCCGAGCCUCCUCAAACUUCACGGAGAGCCAAAUCUGCUACGAAGCCUCGAUACUUUAUUAGAAAAUGAAGCCUUAUUACAACUAAAUUUAAAGACAUUAUCGCCUGCUUUUAAGGAUGUUAAGAAGAAGAAAUGGUUCGAAGAAGUCAUAGAUAAUUAUUUAAAACUAUGGGAGAGCAAUAUGUAGUUUGAGAAAUACAAAAUUGUAGGAUAAAUAAACUAGCGUAAUUACAGUCAAUUAAGAGUAAAAUCUUCCUAUUGCCAACAAAUCCAUAUUAAGGUAUACAAAAUUAAUUGUAUAGGUAUAAGUAAUUAUUGAUUAUUUAAAUGUUUUAUAAUUAGUUAUCUACUUAUUUUAAAUUAAUAUUUUCGAAUCUAAUUGAUUAGAAUUUCAUAUUUCGAAUUUAGAAUUAAUGUUUAACAAAAUAUGUUGCCAGCAAUAUAUGACUUCUGCAAUUUACCUAAUAUUCUAGGCACGUAAAAGUAUUAUUUGGUAAUUGCAAAUAUAAAAAAAAAACUAUGUUGAUAUAAGUAUGAAAAAGUAUACGUAUAAACUUUAGAAUUUAGUUUUAAGUACAAUUGAAAUAUUAAAAAAAAAUGUACAACUCUGCAGCUAGACUGUGAUGACUACGGUGAUGGUAUAAUGGUCAAUAUGGGUCCUUUACUAUUUGCAAAUUAAUAUACAUUUCACAAAGUAAUAUUAGAAAACAAAAUGUGAUCAUAGUUAAGUAUUAGCGAAAACAAACUACUUAUAUAUCUAGGUUUAAAUAGAUAAAUGAAUAUUUUUGUAAAUAGUAAUAAAUAAAAUAAAAAGUGCCUUAAACUAAUAUUUUUAAAUAAUAUAAUAAUAUUUUUCUAAAUUUUAAUAGUAAUGGUAGAUCAAUAAGUAUUUUACAAAUUCAGGAUAUUUUCCAUUGUUACGCCCCGUUUCCAAAAACAUUGUAAUUUAUGAUAUAUCGUUGUUACGAUUAUAGUGACAUAUACAAGCAAAAUCAAUGCAUACAUGUAUAAAAGUUGUUAUAAACGACGUAAAUUUAUAAGUGAGUGUUUUACCACUGUAAUAUAAUUUUCCCAAAAAAAAAACCAUGUUUGAAAAGAGAAAAAAAGUUAUAAUAUUGCUUCCCAUACUAACUUGACAACUGCACGCACACUAUUAGUACGGGAGACUUAAAACUUUUUGUCUUAUAUAUUUAAUGUUUCUUUGGAAAAAAUAAUCAUGCUCAUUGGAAAAAUAAUCCCAUAGUCUGCUUUAAUAUGACUUAAUGAAAUAGUAACCAACCUUUUCUCCACAAUUGCAGUAUCCGCCUUUUCUUUUCUCCUGUAAAUUUUUCAUUAUUUUUUUACUAAUUUCCUUUACUCACUCCAAAGUACUUCUCUUUUUCUCUUCUCGCUUCUUUCCUCUACAUUUCUAUUUUGAUGUCAGAUAUUACGAAAAAUGCAUUCGCAAGAGAAGUAUACGACAGGUUAACGGCCGGUAAUAAAAGUUUAAAGCCAAAAUCUUGAAUGACAUUAAUAAAAACAUAUUACGCCGACUUCAUAUAAUUGCGAUAAGGUAAUAAAACAUUAAUCUAUUAUUUUAUUAAUUUUUUAAUUCAUUCUUUCUUUCAUAUAAGGACGAGAGGUUUAUGAUGGUAAAAUAGUAACCAAGUUUUAUUGAAAAUACCACAGAAACACUCUCUAUAUGAAAUUAGUAAUAAAUCAUAACAUUUAACCAAUUAUUCGACUUUUUUAUUUAUACUAUUAACCAUCAAGCAGACUGUCUUAUGGUCGGAAUUUCAUUAAGUCUUCUAGAAAUAGACUAAAAUAAUUACGAUUUCUGCUGUAUAUGAUAGAAACGGAGUGUUCACCCCCUCCCCCUCCCAAAUAAAUCUAUUCGGUUGCUAAUUAAUUGCUUUUUUCUAUUAAUUUAAAAUUGAAUGUCACAUUAAUACAUAUUUGAUUACCAGAAUUUUUGUAUUAGGGGCUUUUGUAUAAGAUCUAUUUUAAUUAAUAAUAAUUAUAAAUUAAUAUAUGUAUAUUUGAUCCCAUUAAUAUAUUUUUACUAGUAUUUAUUAAUAAUCUAAUAAAUUUGUUCAAUAUUUUAUGUAAUGUUCUGUAUUAAAAUCAUUUUAAAACUUAUGCUCACGCAUUUAGGAUUGCUAAACGCCCUAAACGCCUAAAAAUAUAAAUACAGACAGUAUUUAUAUUUUUAGUUAGUUAUUACUAUACUUAAACUCGUAUUUUUCAUACUGGUAACCCUUCAGGAAAAGGGCAGAUGGCAAUCCUACAUAUUUUAAUAAUAAUUAGGGUUUUUUUUUUUAAAUAAAUGUGCAAUAUUAGUCAUUGAUUUAUAUUUACAAAUACAACAAGGGAUCAAUAUCAGAAUGCAUUUACAUUGAUGUAAAUAUUUUUCGAAACAUUUAUACGAAUAAGUGAAAAUACAAAAUAAAUAUUUUACGACUGA